Molecule: messenger RNA, 4121 nt
Organism: Loxodonta africana (African savanna elephant)
Lineage: Eukaryota; Metazoa; Chordata; Mammalia; Proboscidea; Elephantidae
Gene: DCPS
Product: decapping enzyme, scavenger
Exons: 6
Coding region: 18-1031 (337 amino acids)
Biological process (GO): deadenylation-dependent decapping of nuclear-transcribed mRNA
Cellular component (GO): P-body; nucleus
Molecular function (GO): RNA 7-methylguanosine cap binding; hydrolase activity
Source: RefSeq, a predicted model, not a curated record
CUCCACCUCCCUGCAGCAUGGCGGACGCACCGGCUCAACCCACCAAGAGAAAGCGCGAACGGGAUGCGGAGGAGGCCGAAGCCCCCCGCACAGAAGAAAAGGAAGCAGGCGUUGGGAAUGGUACCUCUAACUCCGUCCGCUUACCCUUCUCCGGAUUUAGAGUGCAAAAAGUGCUAAGGGAAUCUGCGCGGGACAAAAUCAUUUUCUUACAUGGGAAGGUGAACGAGGCCUCUGGGGAUGGGGAUGGAGAGGACGCCGUUGUGAUCUUGGAGAAGACACCAUUUCAGGUGGAGCAGGUGGCCCAGCUCCUGACGGGCAGCCCUGAGCUUCAGUUGCAGUUCUCCAAUGAUAUCUACAGCACCUAUCACCUGUUCCCUCCAAGGCAACUGAGCGAUGUGAAGACCACCGUGGUCUACCCUGCCACAGAGAAACACCUGCAAAAGUACCUGCGCCAGGACCUCCGGCUGAUCCGAGAGACAGGAGACAAUUACAAGAACAUCACUUUGCCCCACCUGGAGUCCCAGAGCCUCAGCAUCCAGUGGGUAUAUAACAUUCUCGAGAAGAAGGCUGAAGCCGAACGGAUUGUUUUCGAGAACCCAGAUCCCUCCAAUGGCUUUGUUCUCAUCCCUGACCUCAAGUGGAACCAGCAGCAGCUCGAUGACCUGUACCUGAUUGCCAUCUGCCACCGCCGGGGCAUCAAGUCACUGAGAGACCUCACUGCAGAGCACCUGCCACUGCUCAGGAACAUCCUCCAGGAGGGGCAGGAAGCUAUCCUGCAGCGCUACCAGGUGAAAGGGGACCGCCUCCGGGUGUACCUGCACUACCUGCCUUCCUACUACCACCUGCAUGUGCACUUCACAGCCCUGGGCUUCGAGGCCCCUGGCUCAGGCGUGGAGAGGGCGCACCUGCUGGCAGAGGUGAUUGAAAACCUGGAAUGUAACCCGAAGCACUAUCAGCAGCGCACCCUCACCUUUGCCCUCCGGACUGAUGACCCCCUGCUCCAGCUCUUGCAGGAGGCCCAGAAAAGUUGAGUGGACCCAGGAAGUGUCAGGACAGCACAGAUGUGUGGGGACUGGGGGGAAGGACUGGGCAGGAAGAGGCAUUUUUAUCACCUAGUGAAAUGUUUUUUUAAUGUAUUUUUUACUAGUUUGUUCCUAGCGUGUGAAUAAAGCGUUGGGCUCAUUGAGUGUGGACUGAUCGCAAUUUCUGGGGAAGCAUGUGGGGUGGGCAGAACCCAGUGGGAUGUUCUUCUCGAGAAGAGAGGAGAGUCGUGGGGUAGUUUAGCUGAUGUGUGAUGGCCACCCUGGGAGGUUUCCAGAGGCUUCUCAGAAUCCCUCUGCUCACUGUCCCUUGCUGAUUUCCUUGUCCUUUGUCUGACUGUGCCUCCUCGGGUGUGCCUACCUUCCUGUUUUGCUACCAUGUCCCUCUUCCUUCUUCCCAUUUUCUGUGCCUUCCAAAUGUGUCCGGGAGUUCCCCCCAAACUACAAAAUACAAAGCCUUUAUGAAAAUAGAGAGUUUUGGGGGUGGCACUUCUCCUUUCCUGCUUUGAUGCUCGGUCAUACCCCACCACUUAUGAGUCAGCCCUGUCGAUAAACUUGUUGACACAGAUGGAGGGCUGACGCCUGCGUGUGGGAGAGUCUUGGUAAGAAUCAGAUGGUGCAAGCCCGAAACGCCUGCCCAUGCCUGUUAUUUGGUCAGCAAGCCCCUGUCCUUGAGUUCACUAUCUAGGCAGGGAGACAAAACAAAUUUGCACGAAGCAGCCAGGAGAUCAAGUAUGAAACACUGUGUCAACAAGGGCAAAAUGAUAUGGUUAUAGUUGGAUACAAAAGCUCUCAGGGGCCUUAGGCUCAAGGUAUGGUCAGUGUCACCGGUCCCUGUUCAUAGAAUGUUGAGGCCAGGGAAGGGGCCUCACAGUGCUGGAGACUGAUGGCCUGUUUGGGAACUGUUGGGGGGUGGCCUAGGAAGGGUGAAUCUACCCUAGCUCCAACAGAACAGGGACAUAGCAUGCAGGAGUAACUCCUUCCAGGGAGUCCCUGGGUGAUGCAAAUGGUUAAGUGCUCGGCUGCUAACCAGAAGGUCAGAGUUUUGAGUCCACUCAGAGGUGCCUUGGAAGAAAGGCCUGGAUGUGGGAGGGUUUUAAUAAGAAUCAAAUUGGUGAUGAUCUACUUCCAGAAAACUUUCUGGAGCACAAAUCUCCUCUGGCCCACAUGGGGUCACUAUGCAUUUGGGUUUCCAUGAAUCGGAGUCAACUCAAUGGCCACUGGUUUUAAUUCUUUCUAGCACAAGGACAAAUGUAUCUAUCAUGCUGCCAGAGAAGGGGCUGAUAUUUGCCAUGGAGUAGGGUGAGACUGCGGAGUAUCAUGUCUUGCUCAGGAAAUUCUCAGGGAGGUAGGAUGUUGGGUUCUCCCUCAAUGAUCAGAGGAAAGCAUAGGCAGAGAAAGGGGGCUGCUUUCUACAUUCCCUGGACUUAGACCAGGAGACCUUGGUUCAGAUUCUAGUUCUACUCAUUUGCUAAUCAAAUGUUUAUUGAGUCUUACUGUGGACCAGGCAGUGCCCCCCCUCAAAAAACCCAUUGCCGUCAAGUAGAUUCCGACUCAUAGUGACCCUAUGGGACAGAGUAGAACUGCCCCAUGGAGUUUCCAAGGAGCAGCUGGUGAAUUCAAACUGCCAGCCUUUUGGUUAGCAGCCAAACGCUUAACCAUUGUGCCACCAGGGCUCUAGGCAGGCCCUAGACCCUGGGAAAAUGGUGAACAAGCAGCCAAAAGUCUCUGCUUCCUAGAGCUGAUAUUUACCCCAGGACACUGGACAAGAUACAAGGCAUCCCAAGUCUGCUUCUUAUCUGGAAUGAGGAUCCCAUGAAAUGAUCUUCCAUAUAAAUGCAAAGUGUUACUGUUUCUUUAUCUCAGCCUCUGGUUUACUGAUUGACUCUUGAGCCAGGCAUCACAGUACAUGUUGUGGAUACAGAGAGACUACAGCAAAACCUGUACCCUCAAGGCCCCCUCAGUCUUGUAGGGAAGGCAGGCAAGCUAACAGUUAAAAGAGAAGAAAAUAAUGCAUGUGAAGCUACCUUGAAAACAGUUACAUAUGAGAGCUGAUUACCCUAUAAAGACUUAUUAAGAGCGUGUUUGGCAACUUGGAAGUACAGGGCACAGUGACCCACCUAGGGCACCUUCAGUAUGCGGCUGCAAUGCCGUCAAGCCUCCCUAAGGUGAAUGAGGCUUAGAGUGUGAUGAGCCUGAAGGUGACCCAGUUGCCUGGAGGGGCUGUCGCCUUGGGGUGUGUGUCCACUUCCACAUCCGCUGCCGUGUUUCUCCUGGAGAUCUCAGCAGCAGGAUACUGGAUGGUUCUCAAUGAAAACAUCUGCCAGGCUUCAGGCAGGGGCUAUCUUUCUUGGUGAAUUGAAAAAUAAGAGAGAUGAGGUCUUGUUAUGAGUUAAAUUAUGCCCCCUAAAAAGAUAUGUUGGAGUCUUAACCCCCAUACCUGUGAAUGUGACCUUGUUUGGAAAUAGGGUCUUUGAAGUUGGUAUCAGUUAAGUGAACAUGAGGUCAUACUGGAGUAGGGCAGGUCCUUAUAAAAGGAGACAGACGGACAAGGGGAGCUAUGCUGCUGCAAACCAAGGACUGUCUAGAGCUACCAGAAACUGGGAGAGGCAAGGAAGACUCUUCCCCUAGAGCCUUGAGAGACUACGCCUUCUGCCAACACCCUGGAUUCAGGCUCCCAGCUUCUAGAACUGUAAGACAAAAUACAUUUCUGUUCGCCACUCAGUUUGUGAUACUUUGUUAUAGCAACGCAUCGAAACUGAUACAAGACUGAAGAGCAGACCUCUUCUGAACUGUCGUGAAGGUAAAUGAAGCUGGGGGAGAGGAGUAAAGGAGAUACAGUCCCAGAGAGGCCCUUUCUUUUCCCUUUUUUUAUUGUGCUUUAAGUGUAAGUUUACAAUUCAAGUUAGUGUCUCAUACAGAAACUUAUACACACAUUUUUAUGUGACCCCAGUUGCUCUCCCCAUAAUGUGACAGCACACUCCUCUCCACCCUGUAUUUCCUAUGUCCAUUCAACCAGCUCCUGUCCCCCUCUGCCUUCUCAUCUCACCUCCAGGCAGGAACUGCCCACAUAGUCUCAUG